AUGGCUAAAAAAAGAACCAAGCUCACCAAAAAACAAACUUCAAGAAGGUCUUUAAAUGCUUUUGAAUUAGCAGAACGGGAAAUCAAUGGAACUGAAUCAGAUUCCUUUACUCCAAAUUAUAAAAAUAAAAAAAAUUAUUUACGGUUGAAUGGUACAAUCGUUAAUCCAAACAAGCUACAUAAUGAUGACUCAGACAACAUUGACGACUCAGACGAUGAUUUUGAAGAUGAAGAAUUAGACUCAGAUGAAGCCUUAAAUUCCGAAGACGAUUACGAUGUCUUAAAUUCUAAAUUUUCUCAAACAAUUAGAGACAAAAAUAACAAUGAACUAAAACUUGGUAACCAAGAAAAAGAAGAGGAGGAAGAAGAAGAAGAGGAAGGUGGAUACACUUCCAUUGAUGAGGAAGAAUUAAUGCCUUUAUCUAAAGUCUGGGAUAUUAAUGUCAAUAAUCCCAAGGAAUCUGCUGGUGACAAUAACAGUAGCGAAGAUGACAGUGCCUUGAAAUUUGAUGAUCGAGAUGAAGAAGAUGCUGAUAGUGAGAGCGAAGAAGAUGCUGAUAGCGAAGAAGUUAACGAUGAUAUCCACUCAGAUGAUCCUUUUGAUGAAGUGUCUGACGACGAUGAAGAAGUUAAUUUAAAUACAGUUACAAGCAAAUUAAAUAAAGAAAAUGACAAAUCUUCAAAUUUAUUCAAAAAAUUAGAUACUUAUGCAGAUGGGGAAGAAAAUGAAUUUGCAUUGCCAGGUAUUUCAUCUUCUGGAUUGUUUAACACUAGUGCUGAUAAUAAUACCAGUAGCGGUAAAAAAUUAAAGUUGACCGACUUGUUAAGUGUUGUGGACGAUAAAAAGGCAUUAGAUAAAGCCACAUUGUUAAAAGAGGCUCAUAAACCAAUGGCUGUUCCUUUACCUCAGAGAAUUCAAAAAAGGCAUGAACGUAAAAUUGCUUAUGAACUUUCUAAGGAUGAAGUAAAUAAAUGGAAAGAUACAGUGCAGCAAAAUAGACGGGCUGAUCAUUUAUCAUUCCCUCUAGCUUCAAAAAGUCAUCCUGUUGAAGCAUCUACUUUUACACCAGUUGAAAAACCAGUCACCGAGUUGGAAGAAAAAGUUGGCAAGAUGUUGAAAGAUAGUAAUCUGGUAGAGAUCACAAAGAGAGAAUCAAAAUUCGAAGAUAUCGCCACUGCUACAAUGAGUCCUGAGGAAAUGAAAAAAAGGACUACUGAGCUAAGAUUAAUGAGGUCUUUGAUGUUUCGUGAAGAAAGGAAGGCUAGGAGAAUAAAAAAAAUUAAAUCCAAAGCCUAUCACCGUGUUAAGAAAAAGGAAAUGUUAAGGAAUAAAGCAUUAAUUAGCGAAGAUGCUGACCAGGAUUCCGAUGAAGAGGCUUCGGAAAAACAUGAUAUCCAAAGAGCGAAGGAAAGAAUGACAUUAAAACAUAAAACAACAUCGAAAUGGGCACAAGAUAUGAUUAAGCAUGGUAUGACUAAAGAUCAAAGCACACGUGAGGAAAUGGAAGAAAUGCUAGCGCAAAGUGAACGUUUGAAGAGUAAGAUUUUGGGUCAUGGUUCAGAUGAUAGCGAUGAGGGUGAUACUUUCAAUGGUAAUUUGAGUGAUUUAGAAAGAGAAAAUGAUGAUGCUAAUGCAGAGACUAGUUCCAAUUCACGGGCCAAUGUUGGUAAAAGUGGUGUUUUAAAUAUGGCAUUUAUGAAGAAUGCUGAAGCACGCGAAAAAAAAAAAAACCAAGAGAUGCUUGGUGAAUUGAGGAACUUGGAAAAUGGUGAUGACACAGAACUUUUCAAAAGUGGUGCCAAGGACAUGGGCGCUAACAUUAUCCUAAAUCAAGGUAGAAGAGUAUACACGCCUGCAGCAUCGGAUUCUAAUAUAAAUAUCAAAGAACAUGAUAAGCGUAUUUUAGAAGAAAAUGAGAUAGAUGGCUCUAGGGACAUUGUUAAAAGAGUCAAAGACAGACAUGAUAAAAAAACAGAGGAGCGUAAUAAUUCUAAACCUGUUAAAACAGUAGAUGAAAAUGAAAAUGAAAAUGAAAAUGAAUCUGUUAAUAAAGUUAUUGGAAACGCUAAUCCUUGGUUAAACGAAGAUUCUGAUAAUGAGGGGUAUUCUGGUCAAAAAACUGGUAAAGUCAAUGUGGUGGAUGAGAAUAGUUCCAAGCAAUCCAAGAUGGAAAAUAAGAUCAAUAAAAAUAAGGCUAAACAUGCCAGAAAAUCAAAAAACAAAAACCACACUAACGAAGAUCUAAUAUUAAAUUUAGAUGCUGGAAGCACUUUGAACAUUGUUGACCCAUAUGGUGGCUCCGAAGAUGAGCAAGUGGCUUUUCAGCAGCAAAAUGUUAUCGCAGAAGCCUUUGCUGGUGAUGAUGUUGUUUCCAACUUUGAAGAAGAAAAAAAACGAGUUGCUAUUGAUGAAGAUGAUAAAGAAGUAGACGUUACUCUACCAGGCUGGGGCGAAUGGGCUGGUUCUGGUACCAACAAACAUAAAAAAAGGAAAUACAUAAAAAAAGUGAAAGGUCUUGUUAAUAAAGAAAAAAGGAGAGAUAAAAAUUUGAAAAAUGUUAUUAUUAAUGAAAAAGUAAACAAGAAAAAUUUAAAGUACCAAUCAUCAGCUGUUCCAUUCCCAUAUGAAAGUAAAGAACAAUACGAAAGAUCAUUGAGAAUGCCAAUUGGACAGGAAUGGGCCUCUAGUAACACAUAUAGCAAGAUGAUUAAGCCCAGAAUAAUGACUAAACCAGGUGUUGUUAUUGAUCCUUUGAAAGAGCCAUUUAAAUAG
This is a messenger RNA of Saccharomycodes ludwigii, 2772 nucleotides long. It is a transcript of the gene UTP14, whose product is annotated as Utp14p. Bases 1 to 2772 code for a protein of 923 amino acids. The record is from RefSeq and is a predicted model, not a curated record. The transcript has a single exon. NCBI's taxonomy places the organism in Eukaryota, Fungi, Ascomycota, Saccharomycetes, Saccharomycodales, Saccharomycodaceae. Gene Ontology annotation, cellular component: small-subunit processome; nucleolus. Gene Ontology annotation, biological process: rRNA processing.